CAACGGUUGAUAUCAACAACACCAUCUUCACCGGCAGCAUGGGCACAGAUCCCGGCCCAUCAGCGCCGCCACCUACGGACGAGCCAGCUUCAGAGGUGUCAAUCAAGCCAGCAGCAGCCGCUGGCGCCGGCGACACCGACGCCGACCUGCACGACGUCUUUAGAUCGCUGUACGAGGGCGACGAAUGGGCGCUGUCCGACGACGAGUCGGAUGACGGCGCCCACCCAGCGGGCGCCGUUACUACCGCUGAGCCAGAACCUGAGCCCGAAACCGCCGUCGUGACCACGCGCUUCACAAGAGCGCAGUUCCUCCGCGCGCUAGACGACCUCAUCCUCCCCUCGAACACGCCGCGCAAGCGGCGCAUCUACCCGGACCCAAAGACACACCCGACCGCCAUCGCAUCGACGAGCGCGCUGCCCGCGCUCCCACCAGCAGCGACGUUCGCGCCGUUCUCGCCGCUGCCGCUGCUGGCCCGGCUGCGGACCUUCAAGCCAGCGAGCUACUCGGCCCUGUUGCCCGCUAGCAUCGGCGCGUGCGCGGCCGCCCUGCACGGGUGGACGAACGCCGGGACGGACGGGCUGGCGUGCGUGUGCGGCGCGCGCUGGGGCGUCGGCGGGCUGGACGCCAUCGCUGACCUCCGCGUGCGGGCCGAGGUCGUGCGCCGCCUCGCUGGCGCCCUUGGGACGCGGCACGUCCCCGGCUGUGGCUGGCGCGUGCGCUGGUCGCCGCCUGAGCUGGUCGACGAGAUGCGCCGCUUCGUCCACCCCGUGGUCGCGGCUAGCCUUGAGCCCCUCGCGCGCGAGCUGCUCCGCCGCUCCCUGUCCGGCCCGGUUAGGCCGCUGUGGAGCUCGCCGGCGACGACGACGCAGCUCGACUCGCUCGUUGUUGCGCUCCAGGCGUACGGCGAGAACCGCGCCGCCGACGGUACCGUGCUCGCCCCGCUUGACACGCUGGCUGCUGCCCUCGCCCUGUUCGGGUGGUACCCCUACGACCCCGGCUUCGCUGCCGACGCAGACCACGUCACGCCGGGCAAGGGCACCCCGACGGACAUUGUCGCGUGCCGGCUAUGCCAGCGCCGCGUGGGCAUGUGGGCGUUCCACCCGAAGGACGGCGUCACGACCAAGGUGUUCAACCUCCAGACGGAGCACAUCUCGUGGUGCCCGCUGCGGGGGGACGACUGGUGGCACGAGUGCGUGCGCCUGCAGCCGGUCGGUGAAGUCGAGCGCCAGGGUGCGGCGGAUAUUGUCGACCUGCUCCGCGUCUCUGAGCGGCCAGCAAAGAAGUGGCGGAAGGGGAAGGGCAAGUAACCGAGACGAGGCGACGACAGCGAAGACGACGAC
Messenger RNA from Vanrija pseudolonga, 1340 nucleotides. RefSeq lists its product as uncharacterized. Gene Ontology annotation, molecular function: zinc ion binding. The coding region runs from base 39 to 1307 and encodes 422 amino acids. Gene Ontology annotation, cellular component: nucleus. Lineage: Eukaryota; Fungi; Basidiomycota; Tremellomycetes; Trichosporonales; Trichosporonaceae. The transcript has 2 exons. The record is from RefSeq and is a predicted model, not a curated record.